UUCCAAAAGAACAUCUUCAAAUGACGAUCCACAGAGCCUUAUCCAAUGACACUCGCUCUCGCUCAUCCUCUCCCCUUCUCUGCCUGUUGCUCCCAUGUGUCUCUCUCAUCCCCAAAGAAUUUCUCAAUCAAAUUCAAACUUAGAGCAUCAUCGACGCAACAACUUUCUUCCAAUCCAACGUCUUCAACUCCCAAACAAAAAACUGGAGUCAUUGUAAUUGGAGCCGGCCUUGCUGGUUUAGCAGCUGCAACCCGACUCAACUCCGAAAACGUUCCCUUCAUCCUCCUGGAAGCUUCUGACGGAGUCGGUGGUCGUGUUCGAACUGACAUCGUAGACGGCUUUAUCCUUGAUAGAGGCUUCCAGAUCUUCAUAACGGCAUAUCCUGAGGCUCAGAAACUCCUUGAUUAUCAAGCACUAGAUUUGCAGAGAUUUUACUCAGGUGCAAAGAUUUACUUCGAUGGUCAAUUCUACACAGUGGCUGAUCCUUUGCGUCAUUUUUGGGACGCUGUAGAGUCAUUAACGAAUCCAAUUGGUUCCAUUCUCGAUAAAUUACUUAUAGGAUCAACUAGACUUCAGGCAUUGGCGAAAUCAGACAAUGAAAUAUUUUCUGCCAGCGAGGUUACCACAAUUGAUUUAUUGAAAAACAUCGGGUUUUCGGAUUCCAUUGUUAGCCGGUUUUUUAGGCCAUUCUUUGGCGGGAUAUUCUUCGAUAGCGAGCUUCAAACAACGUCUAGAUUGUUCAACUUUAUUUUUAAGUGUCUUGCUCUCGGUGAUAAUACGCUUCCAGCUAAAGGAAUUGGAGCCAUUCCUAAUCAGCUAGCAGCUAAAUUGCCUCCUAAUUCUGUUUUCUUGGAUACAAGAGUUGCUUCUAUUGAUAUUGAAAGAGCAAAUCCUAGCGUCACAUUGCAAAGUGGUGAAAUUGUACAAAGUGAGAUGGGUGUAAUUCUUGCCGUUGAAGAACCUGAAGUGGACAAGCUUUUUGCGGGCAGGAAUGAUAUUAAACCGGUUCAGAAAAAGCCGUAUCGGAGUACAGUUUGUGUAUAUUUUUCGGCAGAUCGAGAUAAGGUUCCUGUUCAAGAUCCGGCGCUGUUUUUGAAUGGGUCGGGUAAGGGGAUUAUAAACAACAUGUUCUUUGCAACCAAUGUAGCUCCAUCAUAUGGGCCGCCUGAUAAGGCAUUAGUAUCAGUGUCGUUGAUUGGACUGUUUGAGGAUGUUUCUGAUGAUGAUCUGACGGUUGAGAUCGUUGGAGAGUUAUCGGGUUGGUUUGGCAGCUCAAUUGUGAAGUCAUGGAAAUAUUUGAGAACAUACAGGAUCGGAUUUGCGCAACCGAACCAAUGCCCUCCGACUGAUUUGAUGAAGACAUCUCGGGUUGGAUCGGGUUUAUAUUUGUGCGGUGAUUAUAUGACUUCUGCUACUUUUGAUGGUGCUUUGGUUUCCGGAAGAAAAGCAGUUGAAGCUUUAUUGGGAGAUAGAGCAUCAACUCGAGUUUAAUCAUCUUAUCUAAUUGUACUUAUAAACCUUUUAAACCUUUUACCGCUUGUGUUUCUGAAAUUGUUUUUUUUGUUAUAAAUUUUUUUAAAAUUUUUUAUUGAAAUAUGUACAUUAUCAUUUAUAAAUUGCACGUGACUAGUUAUUUGUCCGUACAUUUCAC
Ricinus communis (castor bean) is the source of this 1651-nucleotide messenger RNA. Its product is annotated as 15-cis-phytoene desaturase, chloroplastic/chromoplastic. Gene Ontology annotation, molecular function: oxidoreductase activity. The transcript has a single exon. Bases 46 to 1491 code for a protein of 481 amino acids. Lineage: Eukaryota; Viridiplantae; Streptophyta; Magnoliopsida; Malpighiales; Euphorbiaceae. The record is from RefSeq and is a predicted model, not a curated record.